UAAUAAAGUAAUGGGAGCUACUUGUUGCUCAGGAACGCCAUAAACUUAGGAGAUUCAUUUCACAGCUCCUGCUAAAUACGAUGCCACUGUUGAAGGAAAUGAUCAUGUGGAAAUAGCCAAGCCAACAGAAGCAAAAAAUGAAUAUUAAGAGAAAGAACCAAUAAAACAAGAAGAAUCCUAACCAGUUUAGGUUGAUGACAUUCAAUAAAGUGCAAAUCCUCCAGAUGAUGUAUAACAAUUCAGUAUAUUAAGGCUUUAAGAGAAAAAUAAAGGUAACAGAUUUCUACACAUGGUCCAAAUCCUGAAGAUGCUAAACCAUAUGAUAAAGAUCCUUUUAUUGAAAAUGAAUAGGUUCGUAAAACACUUGAAAAACUUGGAAAUUACCAUUAUGACGAGACAUCCUUAUCAAAUUUUCAUGAUUGUAUUGAGUUAGGACCCUAUGUAAAUAAUUAGAUGAUAACUCUAGCAAUUUGAGAAUGGAGCUAUAUAUGUUGGUUAAUGGAAAAAUCACUAAAGAUGGGGCAAAGGUAAAUAGUAUUGGCCAGAUGGAUCAGUUUAUGAAGGAUUUUGGAGUUCUCAUACAGCAAAUGGAAAGGGAAGAUUAAUUCAUGCAGAUGGAGAUGCUUAUGUAAAUACAUGAGUAACUUUUAGGAUGGAGAUUGGGUUGAUGAUAGAGCAUAGGGAUAAGGAACUUAUUAUCAUGUUGAUGGUGCCAAAUACGAAGGAGAUUGGUUGGAAGAUUAAUAACAUGGAAAAGGAACUGAAAUAUGGCCAGAUGGUGCUUAAUAUAUUGGAAGCUAUGUUAAUGGAAAGAAGGAUGGGAAAGGUAAAUUUAAAUGGAGUGAUGGAGCAACUUAUGAAGGUGACUUUCGAGAUAACAAUAUUGAAGGUAAUAACUCUAUUUACUAUCAAAUAAAAAGGUUUUNUAAUUAUGCAUAUAUUUUAUUAUUGAUUUGA
Paramecium primaurelia is the source of this 957-nucleotide messenger RNA. The record is from the annotation of a GenBank genome assembly. NCBI's taxonomy places the organism in Eukaryota, Ciliophora, Oligohymenophorea, Peniculida, Parameciidae.